GAGAGUCGGAGGUAAGUGAAGGAGGUAGGUUGUUUGUUGUUGAAUGUUGAUCUUUAUUACAAAAAUAAUAUCGGAAACUAUCGCAAGUUGAAAAAACUUUAAUUAACUACACUUUCACUGUUUUAAAGAAUUUCGCUAAAACCGAAUUUGAAAUGGUAAUAGAAUGUAAUAGAAAAGAACGAGAAAAACUUUUCAGUCAGUCUAAUGGUGCUCUAUUACCAGGUUACACUGGCCAUUGUCCAACAUUGAAAUUCCGUUUUGGGAAACGAUAUGGAGCUAAUACUUUAGACAUUAUUCAGGAACUUCGUGAAAAAGGUGUGUUAAAACAAUGUGAUUUAAAAAAUGUGUACCUGAGAGAUAGCCCAUUAGAUGAACUACCUCCAAAAUCAAAUAAAAACGAUUUAAAAAUUAAUAUUGACAAAGAACAAGAAACAGUCAAUAAUUAUCAAAGAUAUAUUUUAGGCUAUACCGGAUAUAUACCAGGAAUGCAUUUUCGGUAUGGCAAAACUUUUUGUAGACUUGCUCAAGAAUGUGAAGACAAUAUGCUUGUCAAAUUAUCGUCAGAACAAAGUCGACAAGCUAUCGAUAGACCUGUUCGUUUUUUGCCUCCAAAAAUGGUUCCAGAUAAAGCCAACAUGCGUUUACAACAUACUUUGAAUAGAUAUAAAAGAAGCAAAGAUUUUAAAGAUCAUAAAGUGUCUUCUGAAUUACCACCUAUAACUGGUUAUACAGGUCAUAUUCCAAGACUCAAAGUAUCUAAUAUCUCAGUGAGCUUACCUUUUCAUCACUCAGCCAAACUUGGAUUGUCGGUCUUGAAACAAGACAACGGAAAUGCUGUCAAAAAACACACUAGAUAAUUUGUAAAAAAAAGUUGUUUAUUAAUUGUUAUUAUUUAUCUACUAAGUAGAUUAUUUUAAAAAUAGUUUUUC
This is a messenger RNA of Diuraphis noxia (Russian wheat aphid), 929 nucleotides long. RefSeq lists its product as uncharacterized. Lineage: Eukaryota; Metazoa; Arthropoda; Insecta; Hemiptera; Aphididae. The record is from RefSeq and is a predicted model, not a curated record.